CCCUCUCGUCCAGCCGGCGGAUGGAUUCAGGAAUGAGGAUCCGGUCGUCUGAGCGUGUGAGUGCGGACACUUCACGACCGAACACCGGGAUUUCUCCUCCCGCGUUCCGUUACCGAGCCGACGUGCGGUGAGAUAAACUGCCCCGCCCCCCCCGCAGGUGUUGGUCUUCCCAAUUGGACACCCGCUGCGCUGUAAAUCCGACAUGGUGCGACAUGGUUUGCAUUGGGAGGCCCCCCCCCCCCCUCCUGGCUGUGUAACCGGAGCUCCUAAAGUGACCUCGAUGUCCCGCUGAGCUUCGCCAUCAGCAGUGGCGUCAUGGCGUCCCGGCUGCUCUACCGUCUGAAGCGCUCGUUGUUUAAAGAUGGUCAAGGGGCGGGACCUGAACAGGAGUCCGCGUGCGGACAGGAAGUGGAGGACGGCUGGGAGGCAGAACUUGAAGAGGAGGAGGAGGAACGGGUGACCGAUCGGUUGGGCGGGACGCUGUCCUUCCACGCUGGAGGAGGCGAAGGAGUUGAGGACGGGAGCGAGGAGCUGGACAGCGAUUCUGACUACCUGGGAGAGUCGAUGGAGGAGGGGCUUAGCAGCACAGACACCAGUCCGGUGGGCGUGUCCCCGGUGGGCGUGUCCCCGGUGGCCCCUCCCACGUCCUUCCUGCUGACUCGGCAGCUUCAGGAGAGCUGGAGGACCCUGCGUGGACUCGGCGGAGGAAGCCCCGCCUCCACCGGGAGGCAGCCGACAGACGACUUGCUGUUUGAGGUGACGGACGCCAGUGUGGUGCAGGACGCCUCCUCUAAAUACGUGCUCUACACCAUCCACGUCGUCCAGUCCGCCGGCAGCGACAAGACGCCGGCUGUCAUCACCUGCCGCUACUCCGACUUCCAGCGGCUUCACGCCGCGCUGCGCCGCGACCACGGAGAUCAGAUGGGGCGCGUCUGCUUCCCGCGAAAGAAGCUGCGCAGGAACUACACGGCGGAGACAAUCGGCAAGCGGAGCCGGGCGUUUGAGCAGUACCUGUCUCACCUGUGCUCCCUGUCGGGCCCGCGGGGGGCGCCCUGCGUCCGACACUUCUUCUACCUGGCCGACCUGCAGGCCGGACAGCUGCUCAUCAGGGUGGGACGUUUCCAGGAGGCUUUGGGUCCGCUGCUCAACGCCAAGAGGCUGCAAGAGAAACUGGGCUGGGCAACUUACUAUGACCGUCGUGCUCCGCCCCCUGCCUCCUCCCAUUGGCUCUUCACCCUGGUGGGUCUGUUGAGCUGCUUUCAGGAAGUGGACCAGCUGGAGGAAGCUCGAGAUCAUUGUGACGACGCCCUCCGCGUCUUGAGCCCUGAGGCGGAUGACGGCCCCCCCCCACUCCGAGACAAGCCCCUCCCACAGACUGCCAGGCCACACCCCCUCCUGUUGCCGUUGUUACGGGUUGUGGUUCGGCUGUCGUGGCAGACGGGGAAGGACAAGCGGCAGUGGGAGGAGCUUCUGCAGAAGCUGGAGGAGCAGAGGGCGGGGCUAGUAGACAAUCAUCCAACCAUUAAAGAGUUCCUGGUCAAACACAACCUGGAGGAGAGCGAGGGGGAGGGGUAACAACAACAACAACAACAACACAAACUGCAGGGGAUAAUCACUACGCUGCCGCACGAGAUUCAGAUUCAACUACGUUGAAUGUUUGGGGAAAGAAAUUGUAAUUUGUUGUUGUGAGCAAAAACUUGUGACAGGAGAAGGUUAGAUAUAUCAGAUAAUAGAAUGGGGUCUCUUUAUUUUCAUGAUGAUUUGAGAAAGAAGCCAUAACAUUCCCACAAAGUGCUGAAAGUAAGCUGAAUCAAUUCAAGAGAAAAAACAUUUAUUUCAUAGAAAAAGUCCUAUUUUGAAUUCCAACGUAUAUCCCACAAAUAUUUAUAUACAUAUAUGUUGUUGAGUGGAGGUAAAACUACGAUCAUUCUUGUAUUCAAUCACACUCAAAAAGCCUUUAAGCAGCUCUGUGACGUUCAGGUUUCUCUUCCUUCAGUCGUCCUAGAAAACAAACAAAAAGCCCCGGAGACGCAUUCAAGUGAUUAAACAGCUGUUGUGAUGAGCCUAGUUAGGGCGGGGCUACGCGCUGAUUGACAGGUCUUGGUCCGUACGUGGUGACUUUCGCUACACUGGUUGUAAAAAAGGAAGAUGGCGUCCGUAAUGCACUCGAGGUGUCACAACUUGUUGUGAUAAAAACAUUGGAGUCAUGUGACGUUUACUUAACGUCAAUAGUUGAUUCACGUGAGACAGUUGUCAUGAAUUACAGCAUCAAGCUCUGCCUGAGUAUUUCUCUAAUGUUUCUAUUCACUGGUUGUAAAGUGUUAUUUACAUAUUUAGAUUUGAGGACCCUUUUAAGUCAUCUUGCUGGAUGUUGUGAACGCGUCGCCCGUGUGAAAUAUUGAUCCGUGGAAGAGGCAUUAAAUCCGAUGACAUCAUCCCUGUCUGGAUUAGAACAGGGAACGAUGUGGAAUCGUUUUAAAAGGGAUGAAGCACAUGAUUCAUAAACCAUGAAUUACCUGGAAUGUAAUUCCGACGUGAAGCGUCUUUUACACACGUUUUGGGGGGAAAACUAGAAAUGUUCCUUUUAAAGCCUCUUUGAAGUGUUUUCACUUCACCAAUGAUUUAAAAAAAGGGAAGUUUGGUUUCUUUUUUAAAGCUUCUUUGUAGCUCCCAUUCCGACUAAAGCGGCUUCUCCUUUUCUAUUGGAGACGCUUGUGUGUUCGGCUGCAUUUGCACUGUGAACCAAACUUAAAGAGUUUUUAGUGUUGAUUCGGCAGAACGUCCUCACUCAGAGAAACUAAAGUACUUUAUGGAAUAAAUUCUGUUUCAAAUCCCA
Messenger RNA from Gasterosteus aculeatus aculeatus (three-spined stickleback), 2836 nucleotides. It is a transcript of the gene snx21, whose product is annotated as sorting nexin family member 21. Gene Ontology annotation, cellular component: early endosome membrane. The record is from RefSeq and is a predicted model, not a curated record. Gene Ontology annotation, molecular function: phosphatidylinositol phosphate binding. Lineage: Eukaryota; Metazoa; Chordata; Actinopteri; Perciformes; Gasterosteidae. Gene Ontology annotation, biological process: protein transport.